Mercenaria mercenaria is the source of this 3762-nucleotide messenger RNA. RefSeq lists its product as uncharacterized. Bases 423 to 1367 code for a protein of 314 amino acids. The transcript has 2 exons. The record is from RefSeq and is a predicted model, not a curated record. NCBI's taxonomy places the organism in Eukaryota, Metazoa, Mollusca, Bivalvia, Venerida, Veneridae.
AUAUAUACGUGUAUUAAACUAGCAUUUUAAACAGAUAUUUGUUUGUUAUAAACAGUUUCUCUCGCAUAAAGAUAAACAGAAUAGAAAUACAGAUUUCGAAAUAAAUAAUUAUAACUAAAUUUAUCAUUUCACGCCUGUAGCUCAAAACUGACGGAAAACAUGUCAAAAUAUUAAAAUCUUUUGGUGCAAAGACGUAGCAAAUUUAUAAGCACUUUGGAUUUAAUUAAGAAAACUAAUGUGUUUAUAAUGGGAACAAAAUAAGUUUAUGUAUUUUGAAUAGACUAAAAGUGUUAAAAACUAAAGUUUAAAACCAUUGCGAAACUAACUACUCACUAAAAAUUUAAAUUAUUCAAGAUAAGACCGAAGGUGAAGAGGAAUAUUUUAUUUUACAAAACUGUCGGAAUACAUCAUCUAGGAUAGGAAUGAUACUUGAAAUAUGUGCGUGUGUUUUCUUUCAACUAAUUGUUUCCGGUGGUGCUUGGCCUAGAUACGGAAGACCACAUCCUUUAUACAACGGAAGACUGCAAACAAAUGAAAAUAUUUUCGCAAAUGCUGUUCUGCUUGGAUUCGAUUUCAAUGAAAUACAGUCAUUGCAAGCGGCGGGUGGUCAAGGAUUUGGCUUGGGUAAUUUGGGUCUACCAAACAAUGGUUUUCCGAUGAACGCUUACGAACGCAAAAGAGCAAGACAGGAUAUAAAUACCCUAACUGCUUUAGGAGUUAUUGAUAGCCCAGAGGAAGCCGGUCCAUUAGGUGCGUUAGGCAGGAAAAGUGCACCCGAUCCACCGGAUCAUCCUGGUGCCAAAGAUGGAGGCAAAAAGGCUAAAAAGAAGCCGGGGGCUAAAGUUCAAGGCAAAGGAAAAGGUAAAGUUAAAACUAAGGGACAAAAGAAACAAGGAACUGUUGCUAAAAAUGUAGGUCAAUCAGGUAAUAACAUGACUUCAAAUUCUCCCGACAAAACCAUAUUACAAGUGGAGAAGAGUACAAAACGCCCUAAUAAGAGAGCGAAACAAGGUAUCGGAAUCAAAGGCCGUGGUCUUAUAAUAAGUAAUACUAAAAGUACAAUGAAAAGGAAGGCUGCAGGAGCUGUAAGGAAAGGUGGUAAAAAGAAAGUAGCAAACAAACGUAGGAAGCUUUGGCCACAAAAUCGCGGUGGUGAGGCCGAUGGAGAAGGUGGGAUUAACAGGUCAAAGCAACGUAGAAACAGAAAUGGUGGCAUUCAACAAGCAGGCGGGGAUCCUGGAGAGGGUCGACUGGCGGAACAGGGUGUAGGAGACUUUCCACAGCGUCCGAUAAGAGGUAGAGGAGGAAGACGGGUGUUAUGGAGGACUGGGGGCGAAGAAGCACGAGGUGGCAGAGGAGAGGUUUAAAACAGACGUUUAGUAGUUGGAUGUUUUUGAUUUGAUAUCAAAGUUCAAAAUAUUUGAAAAGGUUCAUGACAAGACAUUAGCCUUCGGGUUCACUGUGACUAAGAUUUAAGCGCACUUAGUAAUCAUAGCAAAUAUGCAGAGUCUUCGCAUACACUGGAUAAAAGUAAAAUAGAAAAUCGGUGAUGGAUGCUCAUGGAAAGAAUGCGCAAAUGAGAUUUUUUAUAAACCAUGUAAAGUCUAUUUUGAAAAGACAAUUUGUUAACUGACAUUUUCUAUGCGAGCUGUUUUACUUGAAUAUGUGAUAUGCAAUGCAGAUUACACGAUAUGAGCCUUUUUCUGGACUGUUGCAAUUUUCCAUCUGUACUUGUAAUAACAUUGUACGCAAGAAUGUAAUAUGAGAUCUAUUUGACCGAAAGACCAUUUUAUUUAGAUUAUACUUUUGUUUUAGAAUUUGUAUUAUUCACAAUUCACUUAAUCUAGUUUUCAUGUAAUGCAAAUGAGAUUCAAGUGUAAAACAAAAACGUUUAUUCACCACAAUAAUCGUAUGAAUAUGUUAUUAGCUUGGUAUCAAGAAAUAUGAAGUCGUUCUGUAGCGGAAAUAUUGCGCGACUUUAUGACGCCAAUUAGCCUGGGAAUCUAGUCUGUCUUUUUUCUAUCUGCAAAUUGACAAGCUGAUAAUAUCAGAAGCUCAGUGAAUGCCAAUUAAAAGAUAAAAGGUAAGGGUAGAUUUCCUGGAAGCACAGAGCACCCCAAACACAGCCAUAGAGCCAUGCGUAAAGUAGGCCCACAACAAAAAGAUGUAACGGAAAAAUAUUGUAGACGGGAUGCUUCAAAAAUCCAACAACAAGUACAUUAUAAAUAUAUGCAAAAUACAGAAAAAUGGUUUGGGGGAGGGGCUAAGGGGUAGAUAAAAGGGUCGGAUGUAGGGGGAAGGUGGACGCAGUAUUCCUACAACAUCGCAGACUCGCGCGUACAAAAGACAAACAUACACACACACAACUAACAUACACAGAUAAACAGACAGGUAUGAAAAACAACACUGUGGGGCACCAACCAUGACAAACACGCACAGAUAUACACGCAAGCACACACAUAAGCAGGGAAAAACAACAGUCGGGCACCGCCUAAGGACGGCCGGCGGACAAAAUUAUGGUGGGCACGAUAACUUACUUAUGGUAAAAGGAGAGAGGCAGCAAAUGAAAGGAAGCGUAAAUGCAAGGGAAAGGGAUGGAAUGUGGCGAUGGGGGUAAUAGGGGUAGUGAGGAGAAAGAAGAAAGAAACGCUAACAAAAAACAAGACAACAUGUACAACACAAAGUACGAGACGGACAGAAAAUAAGUUGAAAAUAGGGGCACCGCCUUGGAACGGUCAGUAACCUAUAAAAAGGAACCUUGGGGGUAGGGGUUAAACGCGUUAAGGGCAUGUCAACCUCGCACUUAUCCUAUUUGUAACAAGUUAGACAAGACAGAGUAAAUAAAAUCACUCCCCGCUGAGAAAGACUCUAACAUUAGUGACAAAAUACUAGAGCAUAUAAAGUAAAACAUAACAAUAGGGUCAAUCUAAGGUAAAAUUACACCAAUGUACUCAACAACUUGUCUGCAGUCAGAGCACCAAGAGCCUAACUUUUAAGGGCACGACUAAGCAAGCUGCAAGACGAAGUUCCACUCCCUCCGUCCAUUUUUUUUGUAGGAUUUUGGAGAAAAGCGUCAAGGAGUUUAUUAGUCACCGCGUCGCGAUUAACUGUAGAGGGGUCAGUCACCAAACAUGCACUGUGCUUAACAAUUUUCGCAUUGUAUCCUAUUUUGAUAAAUGUUUUGACACGUUUUACAAAUAUUUGAUUAAAAUAAGCAUUAUGUUUAAUUUUUCGAAUUUUAUAAACUACAUCUCCAUAGUAUACCGGGUGUGUAAGACCAAGUUUUAGAAAUGUUUUAAGGUUUGUGUUAUGUUUCUUUAGACGUUCAGACGAUCUGUAGUAAAAUUUAGUGAAAAGUGUAAAGUUGCUAAAGUUGCUACUGAUUCCACUGCAGCUGCAAAAAUCACGAGCUAACGAGCUAAAUUGUAUAAAGUAUCAACCGAUGUUGAUAUUUCCGACGUUUUUCUCCACAUGGAUGAUGAUUUAUGUUUGCCUGUUUGGCCAGAAUAUAUAGUUAAUACUUUUCUAGUAAAGUAAUAUUUAAGACUGAAAUUGAAGUGCCAUUUUCCUUCUUCAUGGAGGCCAUAGCCUGCUUAUGAAUCAUAAUUUUACAAAUUAUACCUUUUCGUUUUGCGCCUUUUGCCAGUGACAGCUGUGCCUCCUUUAAUAAUCUCAUUUUUGUGAGAGGAGAAGUUGCUAUUCCUCUUUCGAGUUAUUGGCAUGAUUAAUACAUAUUGUAUCUAUUAAUUGUCCAGCUUUGUA